GCGCGCCGAGCCCGAGCUGUCGCCGCCCGUGCUCAUGCUGCACGGCCGCCCCGUGCUGCGCGAGCGCGGCGCAUGACCCCACGCACACCCGCUCAUCGCAAUGCGGAGGAUCGACAAUUCUUCAUCUCAAGAUGGUAUAGAAACUACAUCUAUAACCAGUUCUGUUGAAAGCGAAAUAAGAAGGCCAUCUAAAACAAAACGUAGUUCGAUAAAAAGGAAAAUACCUAAUUUCAAAGACGAUUCAGAUGACACAGUUAAUGAACCACUUUUGCAGUCAGAAAACGAUGUCAGUGAAUUUAAACAAAGUGCCAAAUUUGUAAGUUCAAAAUCUAAGACUGAUUCAACAAACGGGAAAUCAGAUAAUACAAGCAUUGGAACUAAAGUAAAAACUUCCCCGACUACUUCUACUUUUUCUGAAAAUGUUACUAUUAAAGGUGUUACGACAGAUAUUGAAAGUGCCAGCACAUCCGUAACAGCAUCUAUUCAUAACUAUAUGAACACAAAUGUAUUUGGUGCCAUCGACACUUCCACCUCGAAAACGACAAAAAGUUCAUUAAUCGUUGAAAUCGAAAGUACUAAAUCUUCUUAUAGUCCUAGUCCUCUAAUAUUUACAACAGCUAAAAUACAUACACACAAUAAAAUAAAGGAGAUGGAACCUCUACAUGUAACGCCAGUCCCAAUUUUAUCUACCAUAGAAGGCAAUGUAAUAAAAUCUAUACCGAGUACAAUAGAUAGCGGCGAGAAACAUUAUGACACUGUAAAAUCAAAAAGUGAAAGUCAGAAAAAAUGUAUCCAAGAAAAUGAACAAAGCAUAAUUACAAAUGCUUCGAACAUCAAGCAACAUUCAACAACUGUAAGUCCAAAUAUAAAAACAACUGUUGUGUCUUCAGUUGUAACAAAACCAUUAUCGGGACAGAGUACUAAACAAACUUCAUUUGAUAAGCCUUUAAUAGUACAGACUGAUUCUAAAAUCCCUGUUACUAGUUCCAAAGUUGAAAAAGCAAAUUCGACUUCGAGCACCAACACAAAAUUGCAAGAUAAAAAUACUCGAACGGCUACGGCUGAUAACACGAAGAAAAACGUGCAGGAAAGAGAUUCUGCAGAGCGUUCAAAAUUGGAAAUUCAAGAAACACCUAGUAAAAAACAAAAUGAUAAGCAAAGUUUUUUGAUGGAUGAGAGUCAAAAACAGACUUCAAAUGGUGUUACUCCUCAAAUACUCUCUUUAAGUGCAAAAAAGGCAGCAAUUUUGACAUCAAGUAAUAAUGAAAAUACACCAGAUAAAGAGAAGGACCCUAAAUCUGGAAGUAGUGUUCCUAUGAACAAGCAGCUGCAACGACAAAAGAAAACAGUAGACGAUACUUGUAUCUCCGAUGCCAAAAACCGAACUAUUGUUUGUGAUCCUAAAGUAAACAUAUCUAAAGAAGUUUCUGCCGGCAUACCUGUAGACAAAGCAAAGAGUGCUAUUAUUAAGCCGACUAUGCCAAAAAUGACUUCAGAUUCACAAAAUGCUUUAACGAUGCUGCCAACUAAAUCUGGUGCUAGUAUGUCAGCCAAUUAUUCAGCAGUAUCAGACAAACCUAUUUUCGUAAGUUCUGUGCCAAAAGAAACAGCAAAUACUACGGACAAUAUAGAACCCGUGACUUCACUACUACCAGGGAAAGGAAAAAAGGUAGAUAAAACUAGUUCAUUGAUUUCUGAACCAAUAGAGAAAAAAAAUAUUUCGGAUAAAUCUGAUUCUUCAACUUCUGUGCCAAAAGGAAAAGUUACUACUUCUGAUAAAUCUUUAACUUCUUUAACAGCAGUCAAAGCUAAUUCUACGGAUAAAUCUAAAACUGUAAAUAAAACUAGCCCCUUGACUUCUGUGCCUUCAGGGAAAGCCAAUAAUAUUGACAAACCCGGCUCUUUGAAUUCGACGUCAACCGGGAAGACAAAUACUGCGGAUAAAUAUGUUUCUUCGUCUUCUGUGCCUGUUGUAAAAACAAAUCCAAUUGACAAACCUAGUUCUUUACCUUCAGCAUCAAUGACCACAGCGAAGAUAUCAAAUAAACCUGAUUCUUUAAGUUUCAUGCCAGCUGUAAGUCCUAAUACUUCUAUAAAACCUGGCCCUGUAGCAUCUGCGACAUCAGUAAAGCCAAAAUCUAAGGAGAAAUCUCCAUUAAUGUCGGCGUCAAAAGGAACGGCAAACGUCACGGCUAAACCUGGUUCUUUGUCCACUGAUAAGGCAAAUACUGCAGGAAAAAUUAGUUCUGGAAAAUCUGCGCCAAGUGAACAAACUAAUACUGUUAUAUCCGGAUCUAAAAUUUCGGUGUCUAUUACUAAAAGCAGUAGAAACGACCCAGUAACCACAACUUCUGGACCGCUUAUAUCUAAAUCAGCAAAUAAUGUAAAGUCGUCUGGAAAGGAAUCCGUUGCAGAAGUCAAGAAAGUUUCCGAAAAAACGAAAUCUAAAGUUUCACCAACGUUAAAAUCAGAAAUACCAAUUGGACCAUCUGAGAGUAAGGCCCACAAAGGUGUCCCCACGUCGGUAACAACUGAUAUCUCGUCUAACGUCGUCACUACGAUAGCUAAAAAAAUAGGAAAUGAAACAAAUGCGACUACUUCAAGUACUGCAACGCCAUCAAUAAAGGGAAGCACGGUCAGUAAUUUGCCAUCGUCGUCGACUUCUGCUAAGAUUCUAAUCGGAAAAACCAAAAAUAAUGAACCGAUGUCUAGCGAAAAUAAUAAGGAUAGUAGAGCUUAACUUUUAGACUUUAGAUAAUAGGUAAUUUUAACUAAUUAAGAACUUUUCUUGAGUUUAAUGAAAUUAGUUGACAAUACAGCACUUCAGAAUAUUUACGCAUCGGCAAACGUUCGACUUAGUUCUGUGUGCGAAAAUUUCUUCUAAAUUAUAAUUGUUGAUCCCUGAUUAAUAAUUGUAGAACUUUAAAGUAGAUGUAAAUAGCACGUAGGAAAAUAAAUAAUUAUCAGCAAUUAACAUUUUUGUUAAUAAAAACUCAAUUAAAGUAAUAUUCUGAAUAAUCGUUUAAGAAUCACUACGAUAUUAAUAUAAAAAAUGGUUUGCUCAGUAAAAUGUGUAUAGAAUUGAUUGAGGAAUAUUUAAUGAUGUAAUGUAUUUUCAUUAUGUUUUUAAAAUCCCCGCAUGAUUAAUUUGCUAUAAAAUUGCAUAAUAUUUGUAUGUAUAAUCAAAUGAUCAUACACAUUAAGGCAAAACCAACGCCUCAAUAAUACUGAAUAUUUGAAUCCUUUAAAAGAGGUUAGUGGUGCUAAGAAAGACAACAAUAUUUUUCAUAGACAAUAUUAUAUUUUCAAUUUUUGGAUACCAUUUAGAGAUGAAGUGUACCAUCUCACAAGUCAAUUGACAAUCAAUUUAUAUAAUUAUUUUAAUUUAAUUAAUAAUGAUUCAAAAUCUCUACCUAUUCUAUUUGAACUACUGACGUCGAGAGAAUAUAACAUUCAGGGUAGUAAAAAAUAGUAUGAGAUUUAUUUAAUAUAUUUAUAUAAUAGAUAAGUAGCAACUUGAUUUAAGAGUUUUCGGUUAAUCUUAUUUUACCUUUAUUACACGUUAAUAAUAAUUGAUAAUAGCUUUAUUAAUAUUUUAUUCCUAAAUACGUAGUCUGUGUUAAACACAAUCAAUAACUAACAUGUUCAAAUACUCCAUCCGAGAUCUGAAUCGUCGUCUAAAUGUUAAAUUAUUCCAAAUUAAUUUAUUUAUUUAAUUAAAUAAAGCAAAUAAUGUUAGCAUGUUUGAAAAGUUUCAAUUUAUUUUAUGAUUUCAAUUUCAUGAAAUUGAAGAAAUGAACACUAACGAUCCAUA
Molecule: messenger RNA, 3814 nt
Organism: Papilio polytes (common Mormon)
Lineage: Eukaryota; Metazoa; Arthropoda; Insecta; Lepidoptera; Papilionidae
Gene: GlyT
Product: sodium- and chloride-dependent glycine transporter 1-like
Exons: 2
Coding region: 101-2740 (879 amino acids)
Biological process (GO): sodium ion transmembrane transport
Cellular component (GO): membrane
Source: RefSeq, a predicted model, not a curated record